GGGGUCCACAACGACUGGGCCAGGGCAGUUGGCGCGCGCAGAGGACUGGGGUGGGCGCUUAAAGCGGUCGGCUGCCCAGACCGGCCAUGUUGUGUUUUUUCUAAACCUCUUGUUGUGAACAAACAAGUUCGUUGUAGGGUGAGGCCAUCCAAUCUGUGGUAUUUUGUUAUGACUGCCCAAGAAGACUAAUAGGAUCAGAUGGGCUUAAAAUUCUAUCACAGGAUCCUUGGGGUGUCACUGUGCCAGCCAGAAAGCUGUGUGGGCUGCAGCAUGUCUGUGUGUAUGUCAAGCACUGUAUUGAGAAAAAAAAAACACAACAAACGUUUGGAAAAGAUAGAGGCUUGUUAGUAAUUUUCAUAAACUUGAUAUAAUCAGAAGCAGCAUCCAAGUCUAGCUUUGUGCCUCACUCUUCUCUUACACCUGGGGAGUCAAGUCUGGAUCCUCUGCUCCAUAUUUAUUUAGCAAAUAAAACACUGAUCUCAAACAGCAACGGAACCUGUGUACUUGAGGUGUUUUUUGAAAACUAAUCAGAAGAGGAAUGCUUAUCUCCCAAGAAAAUUGAAACCAUCUGUAAAAGAAUCUUGGCUGUGCUGUGUUUUGAUUAGAUUGAAGUUUGGUGUAAAGAGAAAACACAAAAGACCGCAGAAUAUUUACAACAUUUGAAUUCCUGUUUCUCCAUCAAAGCACAUUGUCAUCAAAGCUACUUUGGGGAUAGAAAAAAGGUCAAUUCCAAUUCCCAGGAAUCCCUAACCACAACUUUACUUGGAAAUUUCCGGUAAUACUUAAAACACCAUUUUGCAGCAAUUCUUUAUGAUAAACUGUAAAAUACAGUUACCCGAAAAUGACUGACAAAUCAAUCAUCAUUCUGAGCCUGAUGGUUUUUCACAGCUCUUUCAUAAAUGGAAAAACAUGUAGACGGCAAUUGGUGGAAGAAUGGCAUCCACAACCCUCAUCAUAUGUGGUAAAUUGGACACUAACAGAAAACAUCUGCUUGGACUUCUACAGAGAUUGCUGGUUUUUGGGUGUAAACACUAAAAUAGAUACUUCAGGCAAUCAAGCUGUUCCCCAGAUUUGCCCUUUGCAAAUUCAAUUAGGAGAUAUCCUUGUAAUUUCUUCUGAACCAUCUCUUCAAUUUCCAGAAAUAAAUUUGAUGAAUGUUUCUGAAACAUCUUUCGUUGGCUGUGUGCAAAAUACCACAACGGAAGAUCAGUUACUUUUUGGCUGCAGACUAAAAGGAAUGCACACUGUUAAUUCUAAGUGGCUGAGUGUUGGGACACAUUAUUUUAUCACAGUUAUGGCAAGUGGUCCAUCACCUUGUCCACUGGGACUUCGACUAAAUGUGACAGUGAAACAGCAGUUCUGCCAGGAAUCUCUGAGUUCAGAAUUUUGCUCUGGUCAUGGUAAAUGUCUUAGUGAAGUUUGGAGCAAGACAUAUAGCUGCCAUUGCCAGCCUCCAUUUUCUGGAAAAUACUGCCAGGAACUUGAUGCAUGUUCUUUUAAACCAUGUAAAAAUAAUGGCAGUUGCAUUAAUAAAAGAGAAAAUUGGGAUGAGCAAGCAUAUGAAUGUGUCUGUCACCCACCAUUUACAGGAAAGAAUUGCUCAGAAAUAAUUGGCCAAUGUCAACCACAUGUCUGUUUCCAUGGAAACUGCAGCAAUAUUACUUCAAAUAGUUUCAUUUGUGAAUGUGAUGAGCAAUUUUCAGGUCCAUUCUGUGAGGUGUCAGCAAAACCUUGUGUUUCUCUGCUUUUUUGGAAAAGAGGAAUUUGCCCAAAUAGCAGUUCUGCUUAUACUUAUGAAUGCCCAAAAGGAUCUUCCAGCCAAAAUGGUGAAACUGAUGUCAGUGAGUUUUCAUUAGUACCAUGUCAGAAUGGUACUGACUGCAUCAAAAUAUCAAAUGAUGUUAUGUGCAUCUGUUCACCAAUAUUUACAGAUUUGCUUUGUAAGAGCAUUCAAACAUCAUGUGAGUCAUUUCCUUUGAGGAAUAACGCUACGUGUAAGAAAUGUGAGAAAGAUUAUCCUUGCAGCUGUAUAUCAGGAUUUACUGAAAAAAACUGUGAGAAAGCAAUUGACCACUGUAGACUGCUGAGCAUCAACUGUCUGAAUGAAGAAUGGUGUUUCAAUAUAAUUGGAAGAUUCAAAUAUGUAUGCAUUCCAGGGUGCACAAAAAAUCCAUGUUGGUUUUUGAAGAAUGUUUACCUAAUUCAUCAACACCUCUGCUACUGUGGAGUCACCUUCCAUGGUAUUUGCCAAGAUAAAGGUCCUGCUCAAUUUGAAUACAUGUGGCAAUUGGGAUUUGCAGGAUCUGAAGGUGAAAAGUGCCAAGGGGUUAUUGAUGCCUAUUUCUUUCUGGCUGCAGACUGCACUGAAGAUGCAACCUAUGUGAACGAUCCUGAAGAUAAUAAUUCUUCAUGUUGGUUCCCACAUGAAGGCACAAAAGAGAUUUGUGCAAAUGGAUGCAGUUGUUUGAGUGAAGAAGACAGUCAGGAAUAUCGGUAUCUAUGUUUUCUCAGAUGGGCUGGCAACAUGUAUCUGGAAAAUACAACUGAUGAUCAAGAAAAUGAGUGUCAACAUGAAGCUAUUUGUAAAGAUGAAAUUAAAAGACCCAGAUGCAGCUGUUCUCUUAGUUACAUUGGCAGAUUGUGUGUUGUCAAUGUUGACUAUUGCUUAGGGAACCAGAGUAUAUCAGUGCAUGGCCUCUGCCUGGCCCUUUCGCACAAUUGUAACUGUAGCGGUCUGCAAAGAUAUGAAAGGAACAUCUGUGAGAUAGAUACUGAAGACUGCAAAUCUGCGUCCUGCAAAAAUGGAACAACUAGUACACAUUUAAGGGGAUAUUUCUUCUGCAAGUGUGUCCCAGGAUUUAAAGGUACGCAAUGUGAAAUUGAUAUAGAUGAGUGUGCUUCACAUCCCUGCAAAAAUGGAGCCACCUGCAUUGACCAACCUGGUAAUUACUUCUGCCAGUGUGUGCCUCCAUUUAAAGUGGUUGAUGGCUUUUCCUGCUUAUGCAAUCCAGGCUAUGUUGGGAUAAGAUGUGAACAGGACAUUGAUGACUGCAUCCUGAAUGCCUGCGAGCACAAUUCUACCUGCAAAGAUCUGCAUCUCAGCUACCAGUGUGUGUGCCUAUCUGAUUGGGAAGGAAAUUUUUGUGAACAAGAAUCCAAUGAGUGUAAAAUGAAUCCUUGCAAGAACAAUUCCACCUGUACUGACCUUUACAAAAGCUAUCGAUGUGAGUGUACAUCUGGAUGGACUGGACAGAACUGUAGUGAAGAAAUAAAUGAAUGCGACUCUGAUCCAUGCAUGAAUGGAGGUCUUUGUCAUGAAUCUACCAUCCCUGGACAAUUUGUAUGUCUGUGCCCACCCCUUUAUACCGGACAAUUUUGCCACCAACGCUAUAACCCUUGUGACCUACUUCAUAACCCUUGCAGAAACAACUCAACAUGCUUAGCUUUGGUAGACGCAAAUCAGCAUUGUAUUUGUAGAGAAGAAUUUGAAGGUAAAAACUGUGAAAUUGAUGUGAAAGAGUGCCUCUUCCUUUCCUGCCAGGAUUAUGGUGACUGUGAAGAUAUGGUCAACAAUUUCAGGUGUAUUUGCAGACCUGGGUUUUCUGGAUCUCUGUGUGAAAUUGAAAUUAAUGAAUGUUCCUCUGAACCUUGCAAAAAUAAUGGAACAUGUGUGGAUCUGACAAACAGAUUUUUUUGUAAUUGUGAACCUGAGUACCAUGGGCCCUUCUGUGAACUUGACGUAAAUAAAUGUAAAAUCUCACCUUGUCUAGAUGAAGAAAAUUGUGUCUACAGGACUGAUGGAUACAACUGCUUCUGUGCCCCUGGUUAUACAGGCAUCAACUGUGAAAUAAAUCUAGAUGAAUGCCUAUCAGAGCCCUGUCUCCAUGAUGGAGUUUGUAUCGAUGGCAUGAAUCAUUAUACCUGUGACUGCAAGAAUGGGUUUUUUGGAACACACUGUGAAACAAACGCCAAUGAUUGCCUUUCAAAUCCUUGUCUACAAGGAAGGUGCACAGAACUUAUUAAUGAAUAUCCAUGUUCAUGUGAUGCAGAUGGGACUAGCACACAAUGUAAGAUCAAAAUUAAUGACUGCACAUCAAUCCCUUGUAUGAAUGAAGGCUUCUGUCAGAAGUCAGCACAUGGAUUUACUUGCAUUUGCCCACGUGGAUACACUGGUGCAUACUGUGAAAAAAGCAUUGAUAAUUGUGCUGAGCCUGAACUUAAUUCAGUCAUCUGUCUUAAUGGAGGGAUCUGUGUUGAUGGGCCUGGACAUACUUUUGACUGCAGAUGUCUUCCUGGAUUUUCUGGUCAAUUUUGUGAAAUUAAUAUAAAUGAAUGCUCUUCAUCACCAUGUCUACAUGGUGCAGACUGUGAAGAUCACAUCGAUGGAUAUGUUUGCAAAUGCCAACCAGGAUGGUCUGGACACCACUGUGAGAAGGAGCUUGAGUGCAUUCCCAACUCAUGUGUUCAUGAACUCUGCAUGGAGAAUGAACCUGGCUCGACAUGUUUAUGCACACCUGGAUUUAUGACCUGCUCCAUUGGGCUUCUUUGUGGUGAUGAAAUAAGGAGAAUUACCUGUUUAACUCCCAUCUUUCAAAGAACAGAUCCCAUUUCCACACAGACAUAUACAGUUCCCCCUUCUGAGACUUUGGUCAGCAGCUUUCCAUCUAUAAAGGCUACUAGAAUACCAGCCAUAAUGGACAAUUACCCAGUUGAUCAAGGUCCAAAACAGACAGGCAUUGUCAAGCAUGACAUUCUCCCAACCACUGGUUUGGCAACGUUAAGAAUUAGCACACCCUUGGAAAGCUACUUACUCGAAGAACUGAUUGUCACUAGAGAGCUUUCAGCAAAACACAGUCUUCUUUCUUCCGCAGAUGUUUCCUCUUCUCGAUUCCUGAAUUUUGGUAUUCAUGACCCAGCACAAAUUGUCCAGGACAAAACAUCGGUAUCACAUAUGCCUAUUCGAACUUCAGCAGCCACACUAGGUUUCUUUUUUCCUGAUAGGAGAGCAAGGACCCCAUUUAUCAUGUCUUCCUUAAUGUCAGAUUUUAUUUUUCCUACACAAUCUUUAUUAUUUGAGAACUAUCAGACUGUUGCUUCAUCUGCUACCCCAACGACUUCAGUAAUUAGAAGCAUUCCAGGGGCUGAUAUUGAGCUAAACAGGCAGUCAUUACUCUCCCGUGGAUUCCUGCUUACAGCUGCCUCCAUAAGUGCAACUCCAGUUGUCUCUAGGGGGGCUCAAGAGGAUAUUGAAGAAUAUUCAGCUGAUUCUUUAAUUUCAAGAAGAGAGCACUGGAGAUUGCUCAGCCCCUCGAUGUCUCCCAUUUUUCCUGCUAAGAUAAUUAUAUCUAAACAGGUAACCAUCUUAAACUCAUCAGCUCUGCACCGGUUCGGUACAAAAUCCUUCAAUCCCAGUGAAUAUCAGGCUAUUACUGAAGCUUCAAGCAACCAGAGACUCACAAACAUCAAAUCACAGGCUGCUGAUUCUUUAAGAGAAUUAAGCCAAACAUGUGCAACAUGUUCUAUGACUGAAAUAAAAUCCUCUCGUGAAUUCUCAGAUCAAGUUUUGCAUAGCAAACAGUCCCACUUUUAUGAGACAUUCUGGAUGAACUCAGCGAUAUUAGCCAGCUGGUAUGCACUAAUGGGAGCUCAAACUAUCACUUCUGGGCAUUCAUUUUCUUCUGCUACUGAAAUAACACCAUCAGUGGCAUUCACAGAAGUGCCAUCUUUAUUUCCUUCUAAAAAGAGUGCAAAAAGAACAUUUUUAUCCUCAUCCUUGGAAGAAUCCAUUACCCUAUCAAGUAAUUUGGAUGUUAAUUUAUGUUUGGAUAAGACUUGUUUAUCCAUUGUCCCUUCACAAACUAUCUCUUCAGACUUGAUGAAUUCUGAUUGGACUUCAAAAAUGACUACUGAUGAACUGUCAGUAUCAGAAAACAUUUUAAAACUAUUGAAAAUAAGACAAUAUGGCAUAACUAUGGGACCCACUGAGGUACUAAAUCAAGAGAGCUUAUUGGACAUGGAAAAAAGUAAAGGAUCUCAUACACUGUUCAAACUUCACCCAAGUGAUAGUUCUCUGGACUUUGAGUUAAACUUACAAAUUUAUCCGGAUGUUACUUUAAAGACAUAUUCAGAAAUUACACAUGCAAAUGACUUCAAAAAUAAUCUGCCACCAUUGACAGGCUCAGUGCCUGAUUUUUCAGAAGUCACCACCAAUGUUGCAUUUUAUACAGUUUCAGCAACUCCAGCACUUUCAAUACAGACGUCUUCCUCCAUGUCUGUAAUUAGGCCAGAUUGGCCAUAUUUUACAGAUUAUAUGACCUCUCUUAAAAAAGAGGUCAAGACUUCUUCAGAAUGGUCCAAAUGGGAACUUCAGCCUAGUGUGCAAUAUCAGGAAUUUCCCACUGCAAGCCGGCAUCUUCCCUUCACUAGAUCUCUUACUUUGUCUUCACUGGAAUCCAUUCUGGCACCUCAACGGCUGAUGAUUUCUGAUUUCAGUUGUGUUCGUUAUUAUGGAGAUUCUUAUCUAGAAUUUCAGAAUGUGGCUUUAAAUCCACAAAAUAACAUCUCCCUAGAAUUUCAGACCUUCAGCUCCUAUGGACUUCUGCUGUAUGUCAAGCAAGACUCAAAUUUAGUAGAUGGAUUUUUUAUUCAAUUGUUUAUUGAAAAUGGUACUUUAAAGUACCACUUUUACUGUCCUGGUGAAGCAAAAUUUAAAAGCAUUAAUACUACUGUUAGAGUGGACAACGGGCAAAAGUAUACACUGCUUAUCAGGCAAGAAUUGGAUCCAUGUAAAGCUGAGCUGACUAUUUUAGGGAGGAAUACACAAAUAUGCGAAUCUGUCAAUCAUGUACUCGGAAAACCCCUGCCAAAAUCAGGAUCUGUCUUCAUUGGUGGAUUUCCAGACCUUCAUGGGAAAAUCCAGAUGCCUGUACCAGUCAAGAAUUUUACUGGCUGCAUAGAAGUUAUAGAAAUAAAUAACUGGAGAUCUUUCAUUCCAUCCAAGGCAGUGAAAAACUAUCACAUUAACAAUUGCAGAUCCCAGGGAUUUAUGCUGUCUCCAACAGCCUCCUUUGUUGAUGCUUCUGAUGUGACACAAGGGGUUGAUACCAUGAGGACUUCUGUCAGCCCCUCUGUUGCAGGACCCUCUGUGUGCCAGCAGGAUGUAUGCCACAAUGGAGGCACAUGCCAUCCCAUCUUCCUCUCCAGUGGCAUAGUGUCAUUCCAAUGUGACUGUCCACUACAUUUCACUGGCCGCUUCUGUGAAAAAGAUGCAGGUUUAUUUUUUCCAUCUUUCAAUGGGAAUUCCUAUUUAGAACUGCCCUUUUUGAAGUUUGUCCUGGAGAAGGAACAUAACAGAACUGUUACCAUCUACUUGACUAUAAAAACAAACAGUUUAAAUGGAACUAUUCUUUACAGUAAUGGGAAUAAUUUUGGAAAGCAGUUUCUUCAUUUAUUUCUUGUGGAAGGAAGGCCAUCAGUUAAAUAUGGAUGUGGAAAUUCUCAAAAUAUUUUGACUGUUUCUGCUAAUUACAGCAUUAACACAAAUGCAUUCACCCCUAUCACAAUACGCUACACAACGCCUGUUGGCAGCCCUGGAGUUGUUUGUAUGAUUGAAAUGACUGCAGAUGGAAAACCUCCAGUACAGAAGAAAGACACAGAGAUUUCCCAGGCCUCUCAGGCAUAUUUUGAAUCAAUGUUCCUUGGCCAUAUUCCUGCAAAUGUUCAAAUUCAUAAGAAAGCAGGUCCUGUUUAUGGGUUCAGGGGCUGCAUUCUAGACCUUCAAGUAAACAACAAAGAAUUCUUCAUCAUCGAUGAAGCACGACAUGGAAAGAAUAUUGAGAACUGCCACGUCCCUUGGUGUGCUCAUGAUCUGUGCCGCAACAAUGGCACCUGCAUCAGUGAUAAUGAAAAUCUGUUUUGUGAGUGUCCAAGACUGUAUUCAGGCAAGCUGUGCCAGUUUGCAAGUUGUGAAAACAACCCAUGUGGAAAUGGUGCCACCUGUGUUCCAAAAUCCGGAACAGAUAUUGUCUGCCUCUGCCCAUAUGGGAGGUCUGGACCCCUCUGCACUGAUGCUAUUAAUAUUACUCAGCCAAGGUUCAGUGGCACAGAUGCCUUUGGAUACACCUCAUUCCUGGCUUAUUCACGGAUCUCAGACAUCAGCUUCCAUUAUGAAUUCCACCUGAAGUUUCAGCUGGCAAACAACCACUCAGCACUGCAAAAUAACUUGAUAUUUUUUACUGGACAGAAAGGCCAUGGGUUGAAUGGCGAUGACUUCCUGGCUGUGGGCCUGCUCAAUGGCAGUGUGGUUUAUAGUUAUAACCUGGGGUCUGGCAUAGCAAGCAUCAGGAGCGAGCCCCUCAAUCUGAGCCUUGGAGUCCACACUGUUCAUCUGGGGAAGUUCUUCCAAGAGGGCUGGCUGAAGGUAGAUGAUCAUAAAAAUAAAUCCAUUAUCGCCCCAGGAAGACUGGUUGGUCUCAAUGUCUUCAGUCAGUUUUAUGUAGGUGGCUACAGUGAAUACACUCCAGAUCUCUUACCAAAUGGAGCAGACUUUAAAAAUGGUUUUCAAGGCUGUAUUUUCACUCUUCAAGUUCGCACUGAGAAGGAUGGCCAUUUCAGAGGACUGGGAAAUCCUGAGGGCCACCCAAAUGCUGGACGCAGUGUUGGCCAGUGUCAUGCUUCUCCCUGCAGUUUAAUGAAAUGUGGCAAUGGUGGGACAUGCAUAGAGAGCGGAACUAGUGUUUACUGCAAUUGUACCACUGGGUGGAAAGGAUCACUCUGCACAGAGACAGUUUCUACCUGUGAUCCUGAACAUGACCCUCCACACCACUGUAGCAGAGGAGCAACCUGCAUUUCAUUACCUCAUGGAUACACCUGUUUCUGUCCUCUAGGAACCACUGGAAUCUACUGUGAACAAGCUUUAUCCAUAAGUGAUCCAUCUUUCAGAAGCAAUGAGUUAUCCUGGAUGUCUUUUGCUUCCUUUCAUGUUCGAAAAAAGACACAUAUUCAAUUGCAGUUUCAGCCUCUCGCUGCAGAUGGUAUCCUAUUUUAUGCUGCACAACACUUAAAAGCCCAAUCAGGUGAUUUUUUAUGCAUCUCUUUAGUAAAUAGUUCCGUUCAACUUCGCUACAACCUUGGCGACAGAACUAUCAUUCUAGAAACUCUCCAAAAAGUAACUAUAAACGGAAGUACUUGGCAUAUAAUAAAAGCAGGAAGAGUUGGUGCAGAAGGCUACCUGGAUCUAGAUGGGAUAAAUGUAACAGAAAAAGCCUCCACUAAAAUGAGUUCUCUGGACACAAAUACAGACUUCUAUAUUGGAGGAGUAUCUUCUUUAAGUCUUGUAAAUCCCAUGGCAAUAGAAAAUGAACCUGUAGGUUUUCAAGGCUGUAUCCGACAAGUUAUCAUAAAUAAUCAAGAAUUACAAUUAACUGAAUUUGGAGCAAAAGGUGGCUCAAAUGUAGGUGACUGUGAUGGGACAGCCUGUGGGUACAACACAUGCAGAAAUGGAGGUGAAUGUACAGUAAAUGGCACAACUUUUUCUUGCAGAUGUUUGCCAGAUUGGGCUGGAAAUACAUGUAACCAGUCUGUGUCCUGUUUGAAUAAUCUUUGCCUCCACCAAUCUUUAUGUAUACCUGACCAAUCAUUUUCUUACAGUUGCCUGUGUACUUUGGGUUGGGUGGGAAGGUAUUGUGAAAACAAAACUUCAUUUUCAACUGCAAAAUUUAUGGGUAAUUCUUACAUUAAAUACAUUGAUCCAAAUUAUAGAAUGAGAAACCUCCAGUUCACUACUAUAUCCUUAAAUUUCAGUACCACUAAAACAGAAGGUCUAAUUGUAUGGAUGGGAAUAGCUCAAAAUGAAGAAAAUGAUUUUCUGGCAAUUGGUCUCCAUAAUCAGACCUUGAAAAUAGCAGUUAACUUGGGAGAAAGAAUCUCUGUGCCUAUGAGCUAUAACAAUGGCACAUUCUGUUGUAAUAAAUGGCACCAUGUAGUUGUAAUUCAAAAUCAGACUCUUAUCAAGGCCUACAUAAAUAACAGUCUAAUUCUUUCCGAGGAUAUUGAUCCACAUAAAAACUUUGUGGCUCUAAACUAUGAUGGCAUUUGUUAUCUAGGGGGCUUUGAAUAUGGUAGAAAGGUAAAUAUCGUUACUCAAGAGAUUUUUAAAACCAAUUUUGUUGGCAAAAUUAAAGAUGUUGUAUUUUUUCAGGAACCAAAAAACAUUGAACUAAUUAAAUUAGAAGGAUACAAUGUUUAUGAUGGAGAUGAACAAAAUGAGGUUACAUAAGUUAACACUAGAGAUUUUAGUACACACUAUACAUAAAUGCAGUUAUUUUGGUAGUUAUUUCUUUGAUACAUUGCUCACGGGGAAUCAACUGUUUACUAUUACCUGAAAUAGUCUAAAUGCUAACAUAUCUUUUUGAUAAGAUUGUAAAAUGUCACUGAAAGUUCUGAUUGUUUUUCCUACAUCUAAUUUAUCUGUAUAUAUUUUGAUUCAUGUUUUAACUCCAUUAGUUCAUUCAGUGCUUAUUCACAUAAUGUGCUUAUUCACUUUGCUUAUUCACUUUUUACCUAUCCCUAAUGCUUACAUUUUAAAAUCAAUGUGUAAACACAAUUUUAAAAAUCAAUGUGUAAGCUGAACUUUAAAAUGUUUAAAAUUCAGUUGGGAAUGAAUUAGGGAUAGGUACAAAUAAGAAAAAAAUCAAGUUAUUAAUCAAAGGAAAAAUAAAAAUUAUACAAAGCAAUGUAACCAUAUUGUAUUACAUGGCUUAGCUACAACUUAUUUAUAUGAUUCAACAAUGUAAAACUUGAACAUAGAUUUAAACCAAAAAUUAUUGCAUGAAUGUAGAAAGAGAAGGUGAGAGGAGAGGAGAACAGGCUGGUAAGAGCUAAAUCCUUAUCUUUUAUAGUAAGACAUCAAUAGAUAUUACAAUAUGUGCAACUUAAAACAUAGCAUAUGCAUAUCACAAACAUGAAGGCAAAUAUCCUAAAUAUCUAAAAGAAUUAAAAAUGGUUGCCUCUGGAGAGAAGAGUAGUGCAGAAGCCUGUUUCUUUUUGCUUAUGAACCUUGUAGAACUAUUUGACUUUUUAAAACCAUGUACUCAUAUUAACUGAUCAAAUUAAAAAAAUAACCUUAAUUUGUGUUUAACUGCUUUCAAGUCUAUACAGAUCUCAAAAUUGGGCAUAAAAUAGGUUCUAAACAAUGCCAUGGAAAAUUACUAUCCUAACAAUUUAGUACUGUUGAUAGCAUAACUUGAAAAAAUAUUUUUUUUCCCAAAACAGUUACUGAUAUAAUUGUGAACAGAACUUUCACUUCCCACUCCCAGUCCACCACUGCAGGUUGGAAAGCAGUUACUGCUGUUGUUACCUGACAUUUUCUGAGUUUGAUUAUCUGUGAUAAUUUUGCCACUUGGCAACCAGCAACAUAUGACUGACUCGGUGAACUAACAGGUAGAAUAGGUCAUCUGGAGAAAAAAAUCUUAGUAAUAAGCAGUAUGUAAUGUUCAAAAGGAAAAAUAUGAAAUUAAUCAUCAAGUAAUUAAGAGAAAAGAUUUACAAAAAAUAAGAGCUGAUGAAUACACAUUUAACUUCUGUGCAGAUUCCAGUCUAUACAAAGUAACGAGGUAGUAAUUUAUCAUUCAAAAACUAUUAGAGAUUUUUGUCUUAUUUUAGCCACUCCAUUCCAAUCAAAAGGCUACAGACAUUCCUAAAAGGACCUAGGACCAGAGUUAAGAAUGUCAACACCAUUUGACAGGGCACAAAUGUUUCCAGACAUACAGUUCAUAUUAAUACUAGGAAGUGUGAGGGCAGAAUAUAACGUAGAAUUGCAGAAUGUUUACACAUUGAUUCAAAGGUUUUUUUAACGGAAACCACUUAAAACAACUCCAUCAAAUUUUGCUGAAAAACUGUGACCUAAACUGGUAUUGAUUCAUACUAUUGCACUUAACUUUGGAGAUACUCAGAACAUAAGGAUAAACGCUCUAAAGAAAUUCCUUUUGGCAGCUGGUAAUCAAAUCUAACCUUUCAGAAAACAUACUUUAUGUAUAAAAAGAAGGCUGUUUUAUGAAAGCUUACAAAAGAAGAAACUGCCUGAACCACACUCCCAUCAUAUUCGGCCAUGUGUUCUCUCAUAAUAAAGUGUGCCUUUUCUUUAAAAUAGCACUUCCCAAACUAUGGUCCAAGAACCCCUGCGAUCUUUUCAAGGAAUCCAGAGUCCUCCCUUUCCCAAAAACAAAUGCACAUAUAGCCAGAUUUUCUUCAUAUAUUUCAAAUAAAAUGACAUACUACAAAACACUGAAUGCAGGGCAGGUAAGAGAAUCCAGCCCUAAGUCAGAAAUUGGAAAUAUGCAAAAAUCAAGACAAUGACACUCUUCUUACUAAAUUAGUUUGGAAGUUAACUUAUAAAUGUUACAUUAACAGAUGAGAUUAUCAUUAACAAAUAUUUUUAACGUUUAUCAUUUGAUUUUCCAGCAUGCUAAAUAAUGAUAUAAGCCAUAUAAACAAAAGCUUUGACAUUCUCAAUUUUUAAGUGUAAGGGGUCUUGAAAACAAAAGUUUGAGAAUUGCUGCCUUAAAGCUUUUCACAGUUGCAAUUUUACGUUCAGAUUUUAUAACUUUUCUACCUGUAAUCUCCACAAGAUUGGAACUUUCCCAUUUUGCUCAUCAUUGAAUUCCAAACGCAGAAAAUUGUGCUUGAAUAGGCAGACAAUAUUUAAGAACUGAAAACUGCUGCCUUUUCUCCUAUAAAUCAAAAUGACUUGAAAAUAUAUUUUUCACCUUAAAAUCCUGCAUAGUUCAUGUAACAAAUCAACACUAUUCCUGCUUCCUAUUUUUGCUAUCCUGAUGAUGGUGUUGACGAUUUCCUAUGUGAAAUGCUUUUCCAGUACGAAAUAAAAAUGAUUGCUACAGAAAGACCUUUAAGAUUUUACUAUAAAUGUAUGAGGUUUCUCAAAGUGUUGAAUGUAAACGGAACAUUUUUUAAAAAUAAGGUGCAGUAAUAUUUACCUUUUUGGUCUCCUUAUAAAUAAUAAGUUCCUGAAAAAAAUCAUUACUUUGAGGACAAAAUUAUCUUAAAAUAUGGAGUUUUAAAAGACAGCUUGGGCUAACAUAUACGUAUAUAUACACACAUGGACAUGCACACACUGAAUUAUUUCAUAGAAAAAGUAUUUUGGGGAUAUUUAGAGUUAUAUUGGAUUCACUGCCCUUUGAGUGCUUAGGCUAUUUCCCUCAAUGACUCUGCUCUGCAUCUAUCUAUAAGAUGAAACUUGACAUGGUGAACUCAAGUUUUCAAAGGACUUCUUGCUACUGAUCUGUUUUCAACUCACUACUUUUUUGCUCUACAUAUUACUAUAAUUCUUUGUGAAACAGAAAUCAAAGAAUUAGGGUGUUUGGCACCUUUUAAAAAGCAGUAACCAAUUUUAUUUGCAAUUUGCUUUAAGAGACAGAAAUAAACCUGAUUGUGUAUAUAGUUCUUUGUAGUCAUUAGUAAGUUGUAGCCUGACCAGUGUUACAGGGAUCUGAGAUAAGCAUAGUACAACUAGUAUAUCCAAAUGUUAAAAUACUGUUUUACUAAGAUCUGGUUCAUUAUCAAGCUCUCAUAAUGCAUUUAAGUUUGGUUCAUAAACUUUAAAAACACAGCUACUAUUAAAAACUUAGGAACAACAGAGUAAAGUUACCUGUUAACGGGUAGUUUUAUGUUAACACACACGUUAACAUGGAGUGGCUUCACUUUUCACUCCAUUUUCUUCUCUAUUGCUGGUGUUAUUGUUCUUAAAUUUUUCACAUGUAUUUACUAUAGCCUUAGCUAUUCUAUAAAGAUUUCAGAUUAAUUCACCCACAAUAAACUACAAUUAGUAAGUCAAGGGCUGUGGUAGAUGAUAACCCCCCAAAAGAUGUCUACACCCCAA
Pan troglodytes (chimpanzee) is the source of this 13894-nucleotide messenger RNA. Its product is annotated as protein eyes shut homolog. The record is from RefSeq and is a predicted model, not a curated record. Gene Ontology annotation, biological process: Notch signaling pathway. The transcript has 45 exons. The coding region runs from base 842 to 10276 and encodes 3144 amino acids. Gene Ontology annotation, molecular function: calcium ion binding; Notch binding. NCBI's taxonomy places the organism in Eukaryota, Metazoa, Chordata, Mammalia, Primates, Hominidae.